This is a messenger RNA of Puntigrus tetrazona (Sumatra barb), 795 nucleotides long. RefSeq names its product cilia- and flagella-associated protein 46-like. Bases 1 to 795 code for a protein of 264 amino acids. Lineage: Eukaryota; Metazoa; Chordata; Actinopteri; Cypriniformes; Cyprinidae. The transcript is spliced from 6 exons. The record is from RefSeq and is a predicted model, not a curated record. Gene Ontology annotation, biological process: axoneme assembly; cilium movement involved in cell motility.
AUGAAAAACAGACACGCCCACCUGAAGGCGACGCCCACUGGAACCUGUACAGGGGCGGAGCUUGGAGGCGAGCUGCGAGAGGAUUGGCUGGUGGUUAAUGCAGCGGUGUAUCUGUGGAACUAUAACAGCUGGCUGCUGACCAGAGGAGGACAUCGGCUCCUUCUUCCCACCUUCAGACGCCUGCUGGAGCUCCUCAGACAGACGGGGCAUGCAGGGGAGGUGGUUCUUCUGGCGCUGCUCUGUGACUCCGUGGCUCAGGGACUCGUCCAGCCGUGGUGCGGCCGCUCGGUUCGCGUCGAGCAGGAAGCGCUGGAUGCUGGGAAAGGAGGAGCUCAGCCUCCCGCUGAGAAGACCAAGAAGGUGCGAGGGAAGAGCGUGGAGAAGUCCGGCUCGACCCACGGCCCUCAGCUGGACACGGCCGCUCUGCUGGACGUUAAGACAGCUCUGGAGGUGUGUGAGUUUGCUCUGCGUCUCCGAGUCGUUGCCCUCGCUGUGAUGAAGCAGCUCUUCAGUACAUGGGUCUGUGUGAAACAGCUCCUUCAGCAGCAGAUCGGACACAAACUGGACAUCAACGAUGAGAGCGAGGCGCUGAGGGCCGUGUCCCGUGUUCUGGUGACGGUGGAGAUGUUUCGGUGUAACAGGAACCCCAGACUCAUGCAGUUCUCCGUUCCCAGUCUGUCUGAGCUGGUUGAGAUGACGUCGGCCGGUCAGUGGUCGGAUCCGGUCGUUGAGCUGUACGUCUGGACACAGCUCGCUCUGUUUGCUCAUCAGACACAGGACCGUGACCUUGUCUGA